AUGGCCUAUGGAGAGUAUAUAUCUUCUGCAGUCUUACCAACCUCAGAGAGCAAGCAAGAAGGCAAUCUCAUGGCAUGUGCAAUCGAUAAGCAGUCCAUUUCAGCUUUCACGAAUCAGCUUCCUGUACCUUGCCCACCUCCCCCUCCCCCUCAACAUCAUACCAAAACAUGCAGGUACAUCCACGACUUCUCCCUUUUCAUGACCUUCUCCACCAAGCUUUUUCUUGAACGGGCAUCAAGCAAUUGA
Molecule: messenger RNA, 246 nt
Organism: Dovyalis caffra
Lineage: Eukaryota; Viridiplantae; Streptophyta; Magnoliopsida; Malpighiales; Salicaceae
Source: the annotation of a GenBank genome assembly